Phaedon cochleariae (mustard beetle) is the source of this 1206-nucleotide messenger RNA. NCBI's taxonomy places the organism in Eukaryota, Metazoa, Arthropoda, Insecta, Coleoptera, Chrysomelidae. The record is from the annotation of a GenBank genome assembly.
GAACAAACCUAUAGGCAACAGGUAUUUGGUCGAAUUACGACAAUCAAAAUGGAGAAGGUGAAGGAAAAUAUAUCAGUAGCAUUAUAUAAUUUCACGAAUUCCAUGGAUAAAAAUAACCGAGGAAUACAUAUUGGCUGUUAUUCUAUUGCUACUAUUGGAUUAGCAUUGGCACUGCGGAAAGUUCGGCCUUUCAGCAAAUUCAAAAAACCGUCUGAUAUUCCCAAUAUGUUUAUCAAAGAGAAACGAGAACUUACUGGACUAGUGGAUCGCAUUGACCCUAAAGGACCUCUUUUAAUGAUUCAGCACAAACCUUUGAUAGAUAUAAGAGUUUUCACGACAGGGCAACUUCCAGUUAAGAUUUCAGGAGUGAAUGUUUCUGGCUUGGGAGUCAGUUGGUUACAGUCUGUUUUAUCAGCAAAAGAAGUGAAAUUUGUACCAGUAGUCAAAGGAAAGGAUUUUGUUGAGUGUCAAGUAUACCUAACCCAAUUGAAGAAAAUAAACAGAAAACAAGGAAAAGCUCCUAGAGAGGUGCAAGAGAUCAUAAAUAUUGGGGAAAAUAUGGUGAAAAUAGGCUUUGCAGUACCUGUUCCAAUUGAAAAGCCCCUAACAGAAGAUGUUGGUUAUUUAAAAUAUUAUGCCCAGCUACAGAAUGCAGAAAAAUAUGCUUUGCGCAAAAAACUUGGUCUCAAGUAUUAUAUCAAACCAACAAAAACAGUAUUAGUUGGCUUAUAUGCAGGAACCCUCAAUUUGGCUGGAAAGUCCAUAAGCCUCUUGAAUAGAUGGCCAAAGAUUUAUGUUUCAUGACAAAAGGAGAUACAUUUGGUUUUUGACUUUGUUAUACUGAUUUUACAAAUUUUGGCCAUAUAUAAUAUUGUAACUUUUUUCUUUUACCCGAAUCAUAAAGGAACAGCUUGGGAAGACUUUGUCCUAGUAUUUGAUAAUGCAGUUUAAUGUGCAAUAUACUCUGUUGAUUUAUAAACUAAUAAAUAUUAUUUUAUGUAGAAUAACUUUUUUCAAUGUUUCAGUGUAGGUCCUUUCCAAAGCUUUGGAAGUCAAAAAAUACCACAUCAAAUGGUUUUAAAAUGGUCUCUAUUUCUCGUCAUUUUGAGUGGCAACAUAAUUUUUUAUUAUUUUACUUUGGGAACUUGAAGAUAAGCAUAGAAUUGGAAGAGAUAUGUUGUUGAGAUUUCCUCUUUUUUGACAUAA